GUAGGAGCGCGCGUGCACGACGUCAGUCUAUUGUGAGCGGCGCUCGCGAGGGAAGCUGUGGAGACGCCGAGGCACGAUCGUGCGAAUAAAAAUACUCGCAUUUGGAUUGGAUCAGCGUGUGUAAAAGAGGAUUUUACCCCACUGUCACCAUGUGUACCCCGUGUUGUGUGUCUCAGCUGGCAUGCUGUUGUGGCUCGGCCGCCUGCUCUCUGUGUUGUGGCUGCUGUCCAAAGAUCAAACAGUCCACGUCUACCCGCUUCAUGUACACCCUAUUCUUCAUGCUGGUCACCGUCACCUGUGUCAUCAUGAUGUCACCCACUGUGGAGCAGGGAAUGCGAAAACAUAUUCCAUUCUAUGAAGACAUGUGUCUCCAGCUAAACGCUGGGGAGAACUGCAGCACGCUUGUGGGAUAUUCAGCCGUGUAUAAAGUCUGUUUCGGCAUGGCCUGCUUUUUCUUAUUCUUCGCCUUGUUCACCAUUCGGGUGCGAACCAGCACAGAAUGCCGGGCGGCUGUCCACAACGGAUUUUGGUUCUUUAAGUUUGUGGCUUUGCUGGGCUGCUGUGCCGGUGGAUUCUUUCUCCCAAACCAAGAUAAGUUUCUAGAAGUGUGGCGUUAUGUGGGGGCCGCUGGCGGGUUUCUCUUCCUUCUCAUCCAGCUAAUGCUUCUUGUCCAGUUUGCCCACAGAUGGAAUCAGAAUUGGAGUUCGGGGGCCGAUUAUAAUAAAAUGUGGUACGCAGCAUUGGCUCUGGUCACGCUGGUGCUGUUCUCCAUAGCGGUGGGAGCCAUGGUCUUUAUGAUCAUAUUUUACACCCACCCUGAGGCCUGCUUCCUAAACAAACUCUUUCUGGGAGUCAACUGCGGCCUGUGCUUCAUCGUCUCCCUGUUGGCCAUCUCACCCUGUAUACAGACCUUUCAGCCCACCUCAGGUCUACUGCAGCCUGCGGUCAUCACCGUCUACGUCAUGUACCUCACGUUCUCAGCUCUCGCCAGCAAACCCAUUGAAACGGUGCUUGAAAACGGCAACAACAUCACCGUUUGCGUCUUUCCACUCAAUUCGGGACUGCAGAGCGACACCACCAUAGUAAAGGGUGUCGGGACGGCCAUACUGUUCGGCUGUAUUCUGUAUUCUUGUCUAAUCUCCACCACCAAGAGGAGCACAGCAGCGUUACGUGUUUACAGGAAUGAUAUGCCAGAAAAUGAGAGAGCACGCUGCUGCUUCUGUUGCGUCGAUGAUACAGAGGAUUACGACGAUGAGAAGACUGCAGGAGGGCAGAACGUCAUGUAUGAUGAGAAAGAGGGAACCAUCUAUAGCUACUGCUACUUUCAUUUCGUCUUCUUCCUCGGCUCACUUUACGUCAUGAUGACUGUUACCAACUGGUUUCAUUAUGACAACGCGAAGAUCGAGAGGCUGUUGGAUGGGAGCUGGUCUGUGUUCUGGAUCAAGAUGGCGUCCUGUUGGGUCUGUCUUUUUCUCUACAUGUGGACCCUGAUAGCACCCAUGCUCUUCCCAAAGAGAUUUUUAGCCUAGACAAAAUUCUAAACGUAAUCCACUAUCACCACUGUCCAACUACUGUGUGUGCGCGUGUGAGAGAGAGUUUUGUAUUUUGAUAUUGCAAGUUUUUAUUUGUUUAGAAUUUUUAGUAUAAGCUUUUAAUGGCCGUUGUUUUUAUGGAGAAUUGUUACAGAAAUCAUGUUACAUGCUGGUGUACGACUCCUAUUUCUUUACUGACAUGAAGGUAUAAAACCGAACGCAUCGCUCAGGCUCAUGCCUCACCUGUACGUGUCCUGCUUUUAAUGCUUUUCUUUGCGGUGGCUGAAAAAUUCUAUGCAAAUCAUCUGUGAGUUUUUCUGCCUCUCUUGAAGUAUUUAUGAUGUGUUUUGUGACAUCAUAGUGUAUUGAUUCACUAAACAGAGUAUCAAGUAUGCUUUUAGACAUUACAUUACAAUAUGUACCUUACAGUUACAGUACAGUCGGCUUAUCCUUAUGACAACAUUAAGGUGAUGUAACGCCAUAACGUGCAGGUGAAAGGCUUUUACAAAGUAUGGACAUUUCUGCCAGUCAACCAAUCAGAUUGUAGGAUUAGGGUCAGUGUUAGGUUUAACCUGUUAUUUACCUCUGUGGGCUUGCUUUGGUUGGGAUUUAAAUCGUGAGUAGGGUUUAAGGGAUAGUUCAUCCAAAAAUGAAAAUUCUGUCAUCAUUUACUCAUCCUCAUGUUGUUCUAAACCUGUAUGAAUUUCUUUUUUCUGAUAAACACAAAAGAAGAUAUUUUGAGAAAUUCUGGUAAACACACAGCAGAAAGUGACAAUAGACUUCUAUAGUAGGAAAAAAUAUUUUGGAAGUAUUGUGAUAAAUGAUGAAGAAAAUAUUUUGAUAAAUGAUGGAAAGCACACAGUUGACUGUACCCAUAAAAUUCCAUCUUUUUUUUUUAUUCCUACCAUGGAAGUCAAUGUGUGCUAUAUGCUUUGUGUUUACCAUCAUUUCUCAAAAUAUCUUCUUUUGUGUUCAUCAGAAAAAAGAAAUUCAUACAGGUUUAAAACAACAUGAGGAUGUAAAUGAUGACAGAAUAUUAAUUUUUGGGUGAACUAUCUCUUUAAGAUUUGGAUGUUUGUUUUUUUUUUUACAAAAAUGCCAUUCAGCUUCCAAGACCAACAAAAGUGCAAGGAACACGUGUUAUUCGGCAAAAUGAAAGGAGAGAUAAAUGAUUCCAGAGAAACAUUCCCUUGCAUUACAGUAAAUAAAGGUCUUUCCACUGCCGUCA
Misgurnus anguillicaudatus (oriental weatherfish) is the source of this 2760-nucleotide messenger RNA. NCBI's taxonomy places the organism in Eukaryota, Metazoa, Chordata, Actinopteri, Cypriniformes, Cobitidae. The record is from RefSeq and is a predicted model, not a curated record.